GAGUCACGGUUCCUGUUACCAUCAGCUUGGUUCAAUGUGCUAUUCGCAAAAGGAGACCUGUUGUCAAGAAGGUGCAGGACACUGCAAAGUGGCAAGCUUUGCUGGCUGAGUUUUGGGCCAGGCACACCUAUGCUACGAGAUUUCUCUAUACCGUGUUGCCGGCUGAACUGUAUUGGGGCGAUGCAACACUCGACAGCUUGAACAAGGCCCUAGCCACCGACCUCACCGACCUCUUCACGACAGGAGUAACAGUUUCCACCAACAUGGGCGACAUCAAGCUGCACUUUGCAAUGCUGGGUGUCAAAGGCGAUUGGGUCUACUUGAGGAAGGAUUGGUUCGACAUGUCAGAAGAUGCGGCCUGGCGGACAUCCGAGGGCCCGACUCCUUUCAAAACCAAAGCAUCCCCGCUGCACGAUAUACCUGGGCUUUCAAGUCCUAGUCGUGCUUUGGUCGUCUCAGCGCACACGUGGCAUAUAGGGUGUCUCAGACGCAAGUACACAUGGGUCCUUGUGGUAUGCAUAUACGAUGCAUGCGCGGUUCAUCCUUGCGGAAAUGUUCGAGGUGUGGAAAAGACUUUGUGGUCUCAGGGCUCAUUGCUUUGUGCAAGAUGA
This is a messenger RNA of Symbiodinium necroappetens, 611 nucleotides long. The record is from the annotation of a GenBank genome assembly. Lineage: Eukaryota; Dinophyceae; Suessiales; Symbiodiniaceae.